Miscanthus lutarioriparius is the source of this 687-nucleotide messenger RNA. The record is from the annotation of a GenBank genome assembly. Lineage: Eukaryota; Viridiplantae; Streptophyta; Magnoliopsida; Poales; Poaceae.
AUGCAUAAACGCGUGGUGUUGGUGAGCGCGGCGGUGGCCGUGCUCGGCCUCGCCGCGGCCGCCUUGGGGUUCGUUGCGGAGAGCACCAAGUCCAAGGCGGGCUUACAGUUUGCACCUGGCUUCGACGGGCAGCGCUGCGUGUACCAGCGCACGCCGGCGCUCGGCUGCGGCGUCGCCGCGGCGCUGCUCGCGCUGACGGGGCUGGCCAUCGCCACCGCGGCCAGCGGAUGUCUCCGACGCGACGCGCCCGCGACCGGCCGCAGGCGCGCCGUCGCUGUCAAGCUCUCCACCAUCGCCUGGGUGGUGGCGGCGGUGGCGGCGGUGAUGUUCCUUUACGGCGCGGCGAUGAACCGGGGCGGGACGCGGGACCUCUCGGCGAGGAGGGAGGGCCGGCGCUACGGCCGCGGCUACUACUACGGCUGCACCGUGCUCAAGAGCGGCGUCUUCGCCACGGCGUCCAUCUUGUCCGCCGUGGCCACCGGGUGCGCCAUCGCGGCCUACGUCUACUUCCAGCGGACGGACGAGCCGGCGCCGGGCCACUUCGUCGCGCCGGGCGUCGCGAUGGGACAGCCGCAGUGGGCGCAGCCGUAUCCUCCACCGCCCUACCCGCCGCCUAUGGCUUACCCUGCUCCUCCCCAGUACGGGCACGGCGGCUACGGCCCCAAGCAACCUGCGGGCACAGCUUGA